Molecule: messenger RNA, 774 nt
Organism: Necator americanus (New World hookworm)
Lineage: Eukaryota; Metazoa; Nematoda; Chromadorea; Rhabditida; Ancylostomatidae
Exons: 1
Coding region: 1-774 (257 amino acids)
Source: RefSeq, a predicted model, not a curated record
AUGACUGCUCUCCGGAACCCAAAGGGAACAGCCAUUGCAUCGAGAAGGGAGAUGGAGAAAAUCAUCUACGACUUUUACUCUUAUCUCUUCGACAGUUAUGUCCACUUGCCUCCUCACCACCUGAAGGAAGAUGGACAAGUCAUUCCAGAGCUUCUCCCGUCCGAAAUACGACAUGCUAUCAUGUCGGUAAGAAAUCGUACGGCACCCAGUUCCGACAGAAUAAGACCAGAACACCUGAAGAGCCUUCCGCCAGUACUCACCAACACCCUGGCGAGGCUCUUUACACGUUAUCUGUCGGAAUGCAAGGUUCCUAAACAGUGGAAGACCAGCAAGACCGUGUUGUUGUAUAAAAAGGGAGAUCCACAUGAAAUUGGCAACUAUCGUCCAAUCUGCCUACUGUCCGUCAUCUAUAAGCUCUUUACAAAAGUGGUCCUUAAUAGGAUUGAAAAAGUCUUGGAUGAAAGACAGCUAUGCGAGCAAGCAGGGUUUCGAAAAGAAUUCAGCACGAUUGACCACAUUCACACUGUUUCGAAACUCAUCGAGGUAUCACGAGAGUACAAGAUGCCGCUCUGUCUCACCUUCUUCGACUUGAAAAAGGCCUUCGACUCAGUUGAGACGGAAGCGGUCGUGGAAGCUCUGGACAACCAAGGCGUCCCUACUCAGUACAUAAAGGUACUUCGAGAGUUGUACAGUAACUUCACGACCGGAAUUUCGCCAUUCUACAAGAACAUCAUCAUUGACGUGAAGAGGGGGGGGGGGGGUCCGACAGGGUGA